AUGUUUAGAAUAAUUGAAAUACAUAGUCUAAGACAUUUUUCUGUAUCACCUCUUUUAUUAAAAAAUCACUAUGAAACUUUAGGUGUCAAUAGAGAUGCCUCCCAAAAAGAGAUAAAAAAGGCAUUUUAUGAAUUGUCGAAAAAACAUCAUCCAGAUAUGAAUCCAGGAAAUGAUAAAGAAUCAGCUGAAAUGUUUUCAAUGAUAUCAAAAGCAUAUGAAGUUUUGUCUAAUAAUUUAGCAAGAAAAGAAUAUGAUGAAACAAUUAGACCUCCACCAAGAAGUUACUCAGAAAUGAGUAGUAGACAUUUUACACAAACUAAAAAAAACUAUACAGAUGCAAAUAUAGAUUUAAAAGAUUUUGAAUCAUUUCAAAGAUCUGCACGAUUAAGGCGUGGAUUUCAUGAAAAAUUUGAUAUGCCUGAUGAAUUUUUUGCCAAAUUUGGAGGUAAAAAAUUUAAAUCAAAUUUUGCAGAAGAUGAUAUACCAAAUGCAUUCAAUUACAAAGAUAGAGUCUCUGCUGAACGGGAAGCGGAGGAAUUAAAAAUUCUAAAAGAAAUAGAAGAAGAGAAAAAAAAGAGUAGGUAUCCAUUACCAACAUUUGAACAGUUGGUUCAACAACAAAAACAAAAAAAGUAUGAAGAAAAUCGUAGACUUAGUAUUGUUGCAGCAUCAAUAUUCGGAGUGGCAAUGUGUUUUGGAGCCUUCUCAAUGCUUAGAUAA
Messenger RNA from Strongyloides ratti, 720 nucleotides. RefSeq names its product DnaJ homolog subfamily A member 3, mitochondrial. The coding region runs from base 1 to 720 and encodes 239 amino acids. Lineage: Eukaryota; Metazoa; Nematoda; Chromadorea; Rhabditida; Strongyloididae. The record is from RefSeq and is a predicted model, not a curated record. The transcript has 2 exons.